AGUGUUAAUACAAUUUUAGAGAGGACUCACAUUGGCCUGAUAGCUUAAAGAGUGCGGGUCAAUUUUUUUUUGUUUGAUAGUGAUACUGCUAUCGUUAAUAUUUAUUUUAUCUCCCUUAAUUUAUUCAAAAAAAUAUAUUAUUUAUAGAAAUAUAUUUUAUUGUGGAUUUUCACAGUUUGGUCCCCUUAUUUAUUUCAAAAUUAUUUCCUAAUUAAAAUUUUUAUCUAUAUGAUUUGAUAUAUUUUUACUUCGUAGUUUCAUUUGAAGUGUAACGAAUCGUUAAUUAAACUUCGUUGUUAUUUUUAAAUAUGAAGAUUUUCUUAAUGUUUAUUAUUUACGUAUUGCAGCAGGAAAUACAGGCUUUUCCUGACAGUCGUGCGUCGUAUAAUUACGAAGAAAGUUCAAUGGGAUUCAAUAAUUUCCGUAGUUCAAAUGAACGACAUAUCCGUUUCAGUUCGCCAGAAUCAGAUAAAAUAAUAUUUCCCACCGAAAAACCUUCAGAGCCUGAAAUUAAUUACACGCCAGAAUUAGCUCCUGGUUGUUAUAACUCAACGUUUUGCGAGUAUGUACCAAAUUAUCCAAAGGAGUAUGUUAAGCAUACUAUUAAAAAUAUGGAAGAUUUAAAAUAUUUGUCUUUUGUAGAUGAGUCACCUGAAAUUAGUCAACGAAUUGAUCUUCCUGAAGAUGAUUCUCUGUGUACUGUUGAUUCAACAGUAAUAUUUCCAAAGUCAGCUCGAAAUAAACAAAACGAAUGGCUGUUUAUAAUUAAUGAAAAUAGUUUUCUUCAGGGUGUUCGUAUUGAAAGAUGCGUAGCUGAAAACACCAGUUGUAAACUGAUAGAGGGAUUCGCCGAAGGUUACAUGACAAGCUGUAGACAAAAAUUUAUUUAUCGUCAAUUAGCAGCAAUAACAACGAAUGGAACAGUCGGGCCAGAUUGGUUUUCAUUCCCAUCAAGUUGUUGUUGCCAUGUUAAAUUUAACGGGAAUCCGCUGCAGAGGAUUGCCAGCGCCAGAAUGAGCAUCAACAAUAACAAUAACAACUAAGAUAAGAAGAAUUCAUUCAUCACACGUUCAACCGUUUCCUCACGUUCUGAUUAUGCGGAAAGAUGAAAUGAAGUUUUAUAAUUAGCUCAAUAAUUUAACCAAGCCACUAUAAUUUUAAGUAUUAAUUUUUUUUCAUUUCAAUAAACUUCAAUUAUUAAUUUAAA
Messenger RNA from Cotesia glomerata, 1207 nucleotides. It is a transcript of the gene spz, whose product is annotated as protein spaetzle. Gene Ontology annotation, cellular component: extracellular region. NCBI's taxonomy places the organism in Eukaryota, Metazoa, Arthropoda, Insecta, Hymenoptera, Braconidae. Bases 309 to 1043 code for a protein of 244 amino acids. Gene Ontology annotation, molecular function: growth factor activity; Toll binding. Gene Ontology annotation, biological process: innate immune response; central nervous system formation; regulation of Toll signaling pathway. The transcript is spliced from 6 exons. The record is from RefSeq and is a predicted model, not a curated record.